Molecule: messenger RNA, 558 nt
Organism: Aspergillus puulaauensis
Lineage: Eukaryota; Fungi; Ascomycota; Eurotiomycetes; Eurotiales; Aspergillaceae
Exons: 1
Coding region: 1-558 (185 amino acids)
Source: RefSeq, a predicted model, not a curated record
AUGAUCACCAUGCCGCAUUUCCACCAUAAGAGACGUCAUUCCUGGCCGUACUGCGGCUCGGGGAUGCGUCUUCGCGAACGACGUAACCUGCCCAUCAUCACGGUGACAGCGCCGCCCGAUGGGCUCGAAUUUGAAAGCCAGUUCAUGACCCCGGUGCAAUCUGGAGAGCUGUUUGAGGAUGACGCCGCAUCUGCCGGGAUUAUUCGUUCUCAGCCAGCUCAUCCACACCGACUUUGGCAUCAUCACUCUAAAGACGGAGCAAGACACGACCAGACCAGUGCCGCCACCGUCUCGCUGCGUAAGAUGAUGCAACCCCCACUGGACAGGGCCCGGUCACUCUUGGUUUUACCCACGAUGCUGUCCAGAGAGACAGUGCCGCUUCCGUACUGGAUUCAUCGACUCUCCGCGCAUCCCAUAGCCACCAACGAGAAGAGAAAGACUCGAGAUGGCGAGCGAGGCCGUCUGAUGAUCGAGAAGAAUCACCGACGCUGCCACUCGGAGCGACCGCGCUCUUGGAAACAGCCAAGCGAGAAACUGUGGCCGCUACAGGAGGAGUAG